GCAUACGAUUGGACUUACGAAAAUGGCCGCCGGUAUGCUUCGACUGAACUGGGCCACUACUACAUGCCCAAUGACGAACCAGAAAUCCAACGACUCAACGAGCAGCAUUGGAUCUUGACGCAGGUCAAGGGGGGAAAGCUGCAUCACGCUCCUCUACCAAAGAGAGAUGGCCUAAAGAUACUCGACGUGGGCUGUGGGAGUGGGAUAUGGUGUCUUCAGAUCGCCGAAGACUACCCCAAAGCGAUGGUAUUCGGGAUGGAUGUCAGCCCAGUCCAGCCUCAGAAGAAGCCGGCGAAUGUGGAGUGGUUCACAAAUGAUAUGGAGAAGGAGUGGCCUUUUCCGGAUGAGUACUUUGAUUUCAUACAUCUCAGUCUAGUCCAUGGAUGCGUGGGAGACUGGGACGAGAUGCUGGCGAAGAUGGUGCGGCAUCUUGCACCGGGAGGAUUUCUCGAACACCAAGAGUUCUCUCUCUGCCGCCAGUACCUCAUGGACGAAGACGACAAGCCGCUCCCGAUGUCUGACGACAUCAGUGAGCUUCCACCUUUCUUCCAAUGGAACCGAUACAUGGACCAAGCGGCUCAGAAACGUGGUCGACCGCUCCAGCUCGGUCCACACCUACACACCUUUCAAGAACACGCCGGUCUACUCGAUGUCCACGAAAUCGUCUUCCCUCACAAAUGGGGUACAUGGCCGAAUGAUCCGACGGAGCGAGCGCUCGGUGCGAGGACAAUGCUGUCGGCUAUGUCUGGUAUGGAAGGAUUCACCACGAUCCUGUUCACCAAGGUUCUUGGUUGGUCGUUGGAGGAUACGCAGGCUUUCAUUCUGAAGGUUAAGCGGGAUAUGAGGGACGACAGUCUGAGAAAGGUCAUGGAUCUGCACGUUGUAUAUGGCAGGAAGGCUGGCUAUCCAAAUGAUGCUUCGCGGAAUGCCUCUCACAGCACUGGCAAGUCGCAGUAUGUACAGGUCGGCAUGGGCAUACUGCUGGGUGCUGCUAUUGCUUCGGUGGCUUCACUCUGGUUCAUGCGAAGGCGCAAAUCACUCAUUUGA
Molecule: messenger RNA, 1047 nt
Organism: Zymoseptoria tritici IPO323
Lineage: Eukaryota; Fungi; Ascomycota; Dothideomycetes; Mycosphaerellales; Mycosphaerellaceae
Exons: 1
Molecular function (GO): methyltransferase activity
Source: RefSeq, a predicted model, not a curated record